UGCCGCCCUGCACUCCGGUGGCCUUCCAUGCCAGAGGGUGCCGGAGGAGAAGCCCGCGCAGCCGCACGCGAAGCCGAGGUGCUGCGAGCUCUAGGCCCUGCUGCUGCCGCCCUCGCCGGCCUCCCUUCGAGCUGGAGCUCGUGGUCAGCGGCAAGGAGCAGUAGCAGCGGCUGCAAGCAACAGCACCACGGGCCUCGCUCGCCUCGACGUGCACGCCGAGCUCCUGCUCAUCCCCUUGCCGCCGAGCCGCAGGCCGCACUCCGGCGCCGAGGCGGCAACAGGCUCGCAUUCGCGGUUCGGUCCCUGCGUCGCGCCGAGAAGGACCUGGCCCACCUCUCCGCCUCUGUGCACGCCACGGUCAAGUUCCCCAUGCCCUCCGCGUCCAACAGCGCGGCGGAGGUCGAGGUGUCCGGGGUGCUCGCCAAGGCCGUGGCCACUACCAUGUUUCGGCCGUCGAAGCCGUGUCCUUCGCUGCCACCUCCAAAAAGACCACCGCAACAUCCUCCAGCAUAGGAGCAGUAGCAGCGGCCGCAAGCAGCAGCA
Triticum dicoccoides is the source of this 543-nucleotide messenger RNA. RefSeq lists its product as uncharacterized. NCBI's taxonomy places the organism in Eukaryota, Viridiplantae, Streptophyta, Magnoliopsida, Poales, Poaceae. The coding region runs from base 28 to 513 and encodes 161 amino acids. The record is from RefSeq and is a predicted model, not a curated record. The transcript has a single exon.